AGUAGAGGCGCUCCAACGAGUGUGUGGGCGGGAGUUAAAAAAAGGUAACUUAACAGGAUGUUGUGACUAAUGUUCAGGGCGUCCCGGCCCCCAUUACCUGGACUUACUUUGUUCUCGUCACAGCACUUGAAUGGAGGAAAAAAAUAACCGGCGUCCCUAGGGGAGGGGCAAAGUGAGGAAGCGAGUGAGAUUCCUGGGGCGUUGGAUGCACCUGUGGGAUGAACGUCUCCUGCCUGCCUGGGCCUAAUGUGGCCAGGGGAAGCUUCCUUCCCGCGCAGUUUGAGCCUCAUUCCUGGUGCCGGGCUUGCAAGUCUCCCAGCCGGGCUAACAGGGGAGGCGUGGAACGCUGCUGCUGCUGCUGCUGCUCUGACAGCUGUUAAUGCGUUUGCCUGCCAGGCGCGCUUUGCAUCGCAAGCGAAAGGUGUGUGUGCGCGCCUGGGCGCGCACGAGUGAGUGAGUGCGUGCAAGCGAGCCCGGGCAGCUGGAGCAGGAAGGCUCCUCCAGAAUGUAGCGUGCAUGGCCGGGGGCUCCAUCAAGAUGCAGCCCCCCUCCGACAGGGCCGACUCGCUGCUCCUGAGCCGGAGUUCCGCGGGCCCCAGAGACCAGGAGCAGCAAGUGCAGCUGCGGCAAAAGCUGAGGGAACUGCCGGCGCUGCUCCGAAGCGGACUCACGCUGCGGAGGAAGAGCUCAGCCACCGGGGGCCGGAUUAUAUCCAGAAGAAUUUCAAAUCCGUAUCUGGAAAAUCCUUCCAGCAAGAUUUAUGGAGAAGGUGCCUCAUGUGCUGGGAGAGCUCUCAGAAAUGUUUUCAUUCUACAGGCUUCUGAUCUGAUGAAAGACAGAAUGUCUCUGAUGGGACUUUGCAGGAGAAGUUGCAUUGGAUCUGAACUCGUCGACUGGCUUUUAAAGAGCUGUGCUUUCAUUAAAAGCAGAUCUACGGCAGCCGGUGUCUGGCAGCUCCUACUGAAUAUGGGAAUUGUGUUAUCAGUGGAUAGACAGAUUUAUUUUCAAGACAAGUAUAUUUUCUACCAGUUCUCAGCUGAUGAGUGUACAUAUCUCUUCUGCGAAUAUGAGGGAGAUGAAGGAUGGAAAAAUGGUGUUAAAUUUUUACUGCAACUGGUACCUGUUCCUCCUAGGAUUAAUACAUGCAACCUGAGCACUCAAAAAAUAGAAGACACAACUGAAACCAAUGCUGAAAUCCUUGCUCGUCUCACUUCUGCGGUGCAGAGAGAAUUGGUAGCUGUUCUUGCUAUGAAGGCAAGAAAAUCAGCCUUAGCAAUGAAUCAGAAUGCUGAAAACAGCAAUGAAGAAGCAGCAGGCCAAGAAGAUCAUAAGGAAAUCUAUGAUGCACAGGAAAUCCAAGGUAUUGAAAUGGAGCAAAAGAGGCUAGGCGUGCUAGCGCUAAAUACAACAGUUUCCAUCUUUGAUCAGUUGCAGGCAGGGGUUAUGUGCAAGCUUCAGGAACGAGAAGAUAUUGGACGCCUUGAACUGGUCCAGAAACUGGCAAAAGAAAACUGUCACCUUCUCCAGGCAGAUAACAGAGAGCCAGAAAAGACAAAUCAGCUGGAUGAUGAAGUGACUACUAUUCAAGUGAAGGAACUGGACCAAGAUGUGCUGGUGCUUAGGAAAGUGUCGUCACAUAACCCAGCCCCCACAUCAGGGAGUGUCGCGAAUGAUUGGAGAUAUGUGGUGGUAUCUGGGACUCCAGAGAAGAUUUUGGAGCACCUCCUGAAUGACUUACACCUGGAAGAGGUACAGGACAAAGAGACAGAAACUCUCCUGGAUGACUUCCUUCUCACAUACACAGUCUUCAUGACAACAGAUGACUUAUGUCAGGCACUGCUGAGGCAUUAUUGUGCUAAAAACCACCAAGGCAAAGAAGAAAUUCUAGAUGUUGCCUGCAGAAAGCGAAAAGUCUUACAUUUGGUAUCUCAGUGGACUUCACUCUACAAAGACUGGUUACAUGAAGAUGAGCAUUUAAAGCAAUUUCUAAAGACAAUAUACAGAAAUGUAUUAGAUGAUGUAUAUGAAUAUCCUAUACUUGAGAAGGAUCUGAAAGAAUUUCAGAAAUUACUUGGAAUGCACCGACGUCACACUGUAGAUGAAUAUUCACCUCAUAGAAAGCAUAAAGCCAUUUUACAUCAGUUCAGUCUCAAGGAGAACUGGCUCCAGAAUAGAGGAACUAUGAAUGAAACAGAGGAGGUUUUUUGUCGUGUGUAUAUAACAGAACAUUCUUAUGUCAGCGUAAAAACUAAAGUAUCCACUUUAGCUCAGGAGAUCUUGAAAAUUGUAGCAGAAAAACUCCAGCAUUCGCAGGAAGACCUGGCUCUGGUGGCCGUUUCAUUCUCUGGGGAAAAACAUGAAUUACAACCAAAUGACUUGGCAAUCUCCAAAUCCCUUGAGUCUUCCGCUCGUAUGUUUGUAUUCCGAAAAGAUCUGACGGAUACUCUGAACCCUUUUGCUGAAAAUGAGGAAACUCAGCAGCGGUCUGUGAGAAUUCUGGGAAUUAACACUUGGGACCUCGCUUUGGAAUUAACAAACUUUGAUUGGAAUCUUUUCAACUUGAUUCAUGAGCAAGAGCUGAUAUACUUCACCUUCAGCAGACAAGGCAGUGGAGAAAACACUGUGAAUCUUAGCCUUCUGCUUCAAAGAUGCAAUGAAGUUCAACUCUGGGUUGCCACAGAAAUACUCCUCUGCAAUCAACUGUGUAAACGUGUUCAGCUAGUAAAAAAGUUCAUUAAAAUUGCUGCUCACUGCAAAGCCCAAAGAAAUCUGAACUCAUUCUUUGCCAUCGUUAUGGGUCUAAACACUGCAUCUGUCAGUCGACUUUCUCAGACGUGGGAGAGGAUUCCUGGAAAGUUUAAGAAACUCUUCACUGAACUUGAAAAUUUGACAGACCCUUCCCUCAAUCAUAAAGCCUAUAGGGAUGCGUUCAAGAAAAUGAAGUCUCCAAAAAUCCCCUUCAUGCCUUUACUUCUUAAAGAUGUAACAUUUAUACAUGAAGGAAAUAAAACAUUUUUGGAUAACCUGGUUAACUUUGAAAAGCUGCACAUGAUUGCAGACACGGUCCGAUCACUGAGAUAUUGCAGGCAUAACCAGUUUGGAAAUGAAGUGCCCUCAAAAGAACAUCAGGAGCUAAAGCCCUAUGUCCAUCACUUGCACAUCAUUGAUAACCAGCAGAUGUUGUUUGAGCUUUCUCAUAGGAUAGAGCCCCGCGUGUGAGUUCAUGCAGAUUUCAUGACUGUAGCACUUUCAGUGAAGUGAGUGUUUAUAUCAAGCAUGUUGCUUCCCUAGGAGAGAGUUGUUUACUGAGUUUUAUCAGUAGUUGAUGAUGCCACAACAUCCGCAGGAAUCUCAUGCAAAGCAACAAGAGGUACUGUUUGCAGUGGCCUUCCAGGAGGAGAGAGAGACAACUGCAGUGCAAGAAAAAGAGGAGCACCAUUCUCCACAUUCAAAAACUUGGUUUCCUUGGGAAUAAUAAUGGCCCUGCGCAGCUUUCAAUCCAUAUUCCAUCAGUGUUCAAUGGAUAGAAAACAUUGCUUCAAAACCAUGAAGGAGCUUCUUAGCAAGCAGCAUCAUGUGAGAAAGCAGUUCAUAAUUCUCCAAAGAGGGAUGUACCUCACUAAUUGUAUGCUGCCAAAGUAUUAACUGUUGCCAAAACUUAAUCUUAGCUUUCCCCGGGAUAUGUAGCAAACACUGCAAAGCUGAAACAUAAAGAAAUAACUUUUAGAGGGCAGCAUACAAAUAGAAUUCAAAUUAUAGCCAAGUAGCAACUGAUACUUUAUUUUAGCAUCCUUUCCAUUUCAGAAUCUGUUUCAUAGCAUAAAACAAAAGUCCAUGUUGAUAUAUAUAAUCUGUGCUAAACAAAAAUUCAGUGCUUCUAUACUGGAUUGAUUCAUAGAGAGCAAGGUGCUUUGAAUUUGUUUUUAUAGCUAGCACUUCUUACAUUUUAGAACCAUCUCCAUUUCCCCUCCUUUCCCAUUUAUUCUGAUUUUGGCAAGCCAUUUCCACAGCUGAUGUGCCUAUAGCUUAUUACAAAGGAAUGCAGUAUGUUUUACUCCUUGAUUGCUGUACCAUGCGAUAACUACUGUGAUUGUCUUUGGAUAGGUCCAGGCUUACUCUAAGCAAUAUCUAAAUAGAUCAGCAAGCAUCUAUGAGUGGGUAACUUACAAUGCAGCAGAUUUCAAUAUGGGGGAAGAUAGCAGCAACCCUUAGGUAAAUGUCACAAAAGCAAAACGUCUAUACCUCAGUACUGGAUACAUGUUCUGGAAUAUUUUCUGCUGCACAUCAAGGGCAUGUAUGCACUGCAUGUGAAAACUUGGUUAACUAUAAUAGCUUCUCCCCAGAUCCCUGGGGACAAGAAUUCUGUAAGAGUCUUGUGGAUCUGCAACAAUUAACAUCUUUACAAAACUGGAAUUCUCAGAAUUGCCUCGGGGAAGCCAUGAGUUAAAUUACUGUAUGGUUCACCUACCACCCUUACUGAACAUGAUCAGAAAUACUAUACAGCCAGGCAAACUCUAAACUGCUGAGCACACACUCUUCAUUCUUUUGUUUUGAAAGGCAAAAUGUAUGCAAGGGCUUAUUCAGAGAAUUAGUUCAAACCUUAACCCUACUGCAUUUUAGCUUUUGUGGGAUAGCCCUGCAAGUCCCUAAUCAAAGGCAAAAUUGAUUUCUUUAAAUGAAAAAGAAAUAGAGUAGCUGUGCUUGUGGGAACAGCUGUGUUGCUGUCUUCCCUGGCUUCUUAUAAAGGCUGUGUGCACUCCAGUGUACAAGUGUACCCUGUGUACACAGUGUACAAGGCAGCCUGCAAAGUGUGGGCUCACACAGGAACUGAAACUGACACUCAAGGCAACUGAACAAGGGACAAAUGUUCCUGGAUCCAUGGCUGGGUGGGUGCCCACUUGCUUUUUGUUCUCCCUCUUACAUCUCUUUGAAGAAGGUGGGAAUGGGCAGGAGUCCCUCUUUAUUUUUGUCCCAGGGCCCACUUCAACCUUGCUGCGCCUCUGGCUGUUAGGAUUGCAACAUGGUGCAGCAUGGAAGGGAGUGUUUGCUGCAUUUAACUGUGAUCUUGUGGGGACCAUCCAGGGACAUAGCUAUAAGUGAGCGAAAGGGUUCAAAGAACACGGGCCCCCAGCUCCUGAGGGCCCUCCAGCUCCAUCCCUCCCUCCCUCCCUAUUUUCUUCAUUGUCUCCCUCACUCUGGGGGGCCGCCAGAGAGAGGGAUGAACACGGGCCCCCUCUCUCCUAGCUACGCCCCUGGGACCAUCCAGUCAGUUCUGUAGCUCUUCUGUAAUUACAUUCCAGAGAGCACUUUCUCUGUAGUUCGGGGGAAAUAGAUCACUCAAGUAGUGCUUUCUUUAAGUAAGACCUUUGGUUCCUGUUCAACAAUCAUGUGAUAGCCACUGUUUUGUUGGUCGGGAAAGGCCCAGAUUCUUGUGUCCAGAAGUUUCAUUCUCUGAUGUAGCAAAAUGUGACAAAAGUGAACAUCCCUCCUCCCCCGAUAAUUACCCUGUUCAACAUCAAUUUUCAUUUUGAAAGAUCAAAGCAAUAUCAAUGGUUAUUGUCAAAUCCACUUGGAAUCAUGUCUACAACUCACACUUGUCCCCAUAAUGUCUUCCUUAUAAUUGUAUUAAGGGAUCUCAAGGGAUUGCCCAGAGUUUAUGGUAAAUAUUAUGCAUUUCACUGUGAAAAUCUGUUUAUAUGCAGCUUUAUACAAAAUUAUGAUGGCAGUGGGAGUAUACUGCUUUGUAAUACUAUGCUAUACAGGAGAGACAGAAGGUUAAAAAAACAACAGUCCACUAAAGUAGCUGUACUCUCCUUUUCUUUAGCAGUUGCUUGUUUGUGGCUAUAAGGACAUAAUCAUUCAGGAAUUCUUCCUGCACAAGUUCCUUCCUAAGGGAUUGUGUCCUGUUAGAAGUGAUGUGAAAUCAGCUUUAAGAGAGAGAAGACAUUUGUGAUGGAGGAAGGGAUUAUUUCAAAUAUGUGAUGGUUUCCCCAAUAUGAAAAUUGCAAAAAUACUGUACAGGUAUAAUGUAAAGAGAACAUGUGUUUCAGAAAUUGUACAUCCUAUUGUGAAUAUGCUAUAUUGUUUCUCUUUUAAAAACAGCUUCUUAACCAGUCAAAAGGGGAAAACCAAUUGGCCAUGGAGUAAAUCUAACCUUUUGUUGAUGGUGCACAUACUAGUAAUAACCCAGAUAAGCUAUUUAGGCAUAUAGAUGGAGCCUUUUAUGACAUUUUCACUAUAGCAAUUUAGCUAAAGAGGGAAGAUGUCUUUUAAAAUAUAUGGCAGCUUGCCUCUUCAGCCAUGGGAGUUGCUACAGUCAGGGCGGGGUGGGGUGGGGAAUCAGGAAUCUUACAUUAGUAUUUCUGCCCACAUAAAUAACAUUUUUCAUAAGAGAAGCUGUAAAUAAUCUUCUGUGAGUGCAAGCAAACCAGACCUUCAGAGGGUGGAAUUAAACAUUGGGAAAUAGAUAAGGAGUUCCCAAUUCCAUGUUUGCCUAAUAAAAUUACAGCCGGGGUGGGCAGGAGCAGCAUUUGUAAGGGAGAAUCAGAUACCGAACCCUUCUCACAUCUCUGAUUCUCCUCUGCAGUUGAUCCCCAGCUAUUUGGUAGUGGUUUGUUUUCUAACUGUGUAAAAAGCUCCAUGUAAGCUUUAAGACUAAACAAAGCACAGCUGGCCAGGGGCAUAGCAAGACCCCUGGGGGCCAGAGGGCAAAGUCUUGUGUGUGUUCCUGGCACCCUAAGCGAUGCCCCCUGCGUCUGACAUCAUACUCAAGGGGCAGUGCAACCAGCAUCUCCCCACCACCGUUGCUGCCUGCCAACAUCUUGCUUCCGCUGCCGCUACUUAACUCGGGGGGAGGGGGGAUGAACCGGGCG
Messenger RNA from Hemicordylus capensis (graceful crag lizard), 6872 nucleotides. It is a transcript of the gene RAPGEF5, whose product is annotated as Rap guanine nucleotide exchange factor 5. Gene Ontology annotation, cellular component: plasma membrane. The record is from RefSeq and is a predicted model, not a curated record. Gene Ontology annotation, molecular function: guanyl-nucleotide exchange factor activity. Gene Ontology annotation, biological process: positive regulation of GTPase activity; Ras protein signal transduction. The transcript is spliced from 27 exons. The coding region runs from base 517 to 3219 and encodes 900 amino acids. Lineage: Eukaryota; Metazoa; Chordata; Lepidosauria; Squamata; Cordylidae.